AUGUUGGUCAUAUGGACGAUGGGUCUCAGCAGGUCACUAUCUCCAUCUCACCAUCGCCUUCAACUAUCGUCUUCAACUGUCACCACCAUCCACUGGUUUCGCAUUCUCCAUCACCACCAUAAACAUGAAAGAAACGCGAGAAAUACACACGGGCAUUUCAUGGGUGCUUCAUCUACAUAUGUUUACAGAAGGAGGAUCUUGUCGAUAUUAAGGAACGCAAACUCAUAUUUUUAUGCAUUUCAACCAAGAGGAGGAUGGAUUAAUAGUGAUGAAUCUAGAUCCUGAUUAACAUGUGGUCGCCAAAUGGAAAAGAAUGAAAAACCAUAUUAGGGGAAUGUUGUAUGAUAUGUAUUUAUUGAGAUAAGUUUGGUCUUUUUUGGGGCAUUCACUUAACUUUGAGUAAAGGUGAUGAUAUAUUUCUUCUAUUUUGGACCUUGAUGUAGAGUAAGCUAAUAACAAAAUGAUUAUCUGGUGUAUUUAUGAUUUAAUAUCGUUUUGUAUAUGUUUUAAAACUAAGAUUUUGUUUAACAAUUUCCAUGUUUGAGAAUUAGUUCACCAUUUCUAUUUUAUGAUUUCUUCAUGUUGUUGUGGCCUGUGGGUUAUUUCUAGGUUCAUGAUUUCUAUGAUUGAGAAUUCGCUAACCAUUGUGAGAAUUCUAAUCUGUUUAAAUACUACUUGCAUCAUCUCUAUAAAUCUAUUAAAAAAUUUAUUUGUACUUUUAUUUCAUCACAUCAUUAUUAGUUAUUGGUUUUUGUCUUUCUUUGAGUCCUUUGGUUUCUGUAUAUUACCUGACCAUCAUCAUCCAUUUCCAUCUACACUAAUCACAGUUAUUUUGGUAACUUUGACAAUUUUUAUUUUCUAUUUUUACUUCAGGGGCUCAGUGAAUAACAAAUGGAGAAGCAACUUUUGUAUCUGCAAAUUAUAUAAAGAAAUAGAAUAGAGAAUGAAGCUGUAAAUGUUCUUAGUCUACCCCUCAACAACUCCAAUAGAAACAACAUCAAAGACUACAUGGGUCACGUAAGCAUACCUAAUUGCAUUCAAUGUAAAUUCAGAUAUUUGAUUUUAGACUUGAUAUCACUAGGCUUGAUGCCAAGAACAAAGACCUAUGUCAGUUAGAUCCCCCUCUUUAUGUUUUCUACGAACACAUACACCCCAUUAGGUUUAGACCGCGAGUUGUUUGAUUUGAUUUGGGGAGUUUUUAGAAUAAACUUGAAUCUUUUUAAUCAUAUUUCCGAGUUUCUACAGGUUCUAUAUGUUUUAAUCUGAUUCAAUAUGAACGUAAGUCCCUUCAUUUUUUUCUCUUACUAUUUUUCUACUGAAAUGACUAUAUCAUACUUUUCUGGUAUGAUUUUUAUGUUCUUAUCAACUUAUCUGUAUGUGCACGUAUUAUGGUAUUGAUGAUAAUUGGAUGGUAUGUUUUGUAAAUCACAUAUACCCGCUUCUAUUGUAAUAAUUCUGUGAG
Messenger RNA from Lactuca virosa, 1462 nucleotides. The record is from the annotation of a GenBank genome assembly. NCBI's taxonomy places the organism in Eukaryota, Viridiplantae, Streptophyta, Magnoliopsida, Asterales, Asteraceae.